Molecule: messenger RNA, 324 nt
Organism: Ustilaginoidea virens
Lineage: Eukaryota; Fungi; Ascomycota; Sordariomycetes; Hypocreales; Clavicipitaceae
Exons: 2
Coding region: 1-324 (107 amino acids)
Source: RefSeq, a predicted model, not a curated record
AUGUGCGUUGUCGAGGUGCUCGCUCUGGUGCCUGGGGACAUGGACAUGGACAUGGUCUACAUGAGCUCUGGCUCUGGCUCUGGCUCUGGCUCUGGCUCUGGCUCUGGCUCUGGCUCUGGCUCUGGCUCUGGCUCUGGCUCUGGCUCUGGCUCUGGCUCUGGCUCUGGCUCUGGCUCUGGCUCUGGCUCUGGCUCUGGCUCUGGCUCUGGCUCUGGCUCUGGCUCUGGCUCUGGCUCGGGCUCGGCUCUGGCCACUCUGUCCAGUUUCCCCGGAGCCGUCAAAUGCCAGCUCUUCGUAUUUCCCCUCCCCACCCCCACGACUUAG